CAGCUGACCAUUGAGACGUAAACACAGCUACGUAUUUGCAGGAGUUCAGUUAUAACAGUGCCUUAACUGUGGUCUAAACUUGGAGUAAUGGCUUCGGGCGGCGGAAUUCAGAUACCGAGCCGCCUCCCUCUCCUGCUAACCCACGAGGGUGUGCUCCUCCCGGGCUCCACCGUCAGGUUCAGCGUGGACUCUCCGCGGAACAUGCACCUGGUCAGCCAGCGGCUGUUGAAGGGAACUUCGCUGAAAAGCACCAUCAUUGGAGUGAUUCCCAACACCAGAGACCCCGAGCACGACACCGACGAGCUCCCCACGUUACACAAGAUUGGUACAGCAGGAAUAGCAGUGCAAGUAGUGGGCAGUAACUGGCCGAAGCCUCACUACACCCUCCUCAUCACCGGCUUGUGCCGCUUUAGAGUGUCAGGCCUACUAAAGGAGCGACCAUUUGUCCUGGCUGAGGUCGAGCAGCUGGAUAAACUAGAGCAGUACACCACUUCGGCAGCAGAGGUGACGGCAGAGGAUGGAGAGCUGGGGGAGCUGUCGCAGAAGUUCUACCAGGCUGCCGUACAGUUGUUAGGUAUGUUAGACAUGUCUGUCCCAGUGGUGGCCAAAUUCAGGCGCCUGUUGGACAGUCUGCCCAGGGAGACUCUACCGGACGUAGUCGCCUCAAUGAUUCGCACCUCCAACAAGGAGAAACUACAGGUGCUGGAUGCAGUGAGUCUGGAGGAGCGUUUUAAGAAGGCCCUAUCCAUGUUGACCAGGCAGAUAGAGGGACUGAAGCUGCUGCAGAAAACCAGGAAAAUGAGCCCGGAUAAUGAGAAGAGGGUUUUAUCAGUGCGUAAAGGUGGAGUAUUUCCAGGGCGACAGUUCAAUCUGGAUGAGGAGGAUGAGGGUGAGGAUGGUGACGACACAGCAGCCCUGGAGAGGAAGGUCCAUGGGGCCAACAUGCCUGAAGCUGCGUUCAGAGUUUGUCUGAAAGAACUUAAGAGACUGAAGAAGAUGCCUCAGUCCAUGCCUGAGUACGCUCUGACCAGAAACUAUUUGGACCUGAUGGUGGAGCUGCCGUGGAGUAAAAGCACCAAAGACUGCCUGGACAUCCAUGCUGCUCGUACUCUGCUGGACAACGAUCACUACGCCAUGGACAAGCUGAAGAGGCGCGUGCUAGAGUACCUCGCUGUCAGACAGCUGAAGACUUCCCUCAAGGGCCCCAUUCUGUGUUUCGUUGGGCCUCCUGGAGUUGGUAAAACCAGUGUGGGGCGCUCUAUUGCUAGAACCCUGGGCAGGGAAUUUCAUCGCAUUGCUGUGGGAGGUGUCUGUGACCAGUCUGACAUCAGAGGACACAGGCGUACAUAUGUAGGCAGCAUGCCCGGCCGGAUUAUAAACGGUUUGAAGACGGUCGGUGUCAAUAACCCCGUCUUCCUGCUGGACGAGGUGGACAAACUGGGGAAGAGUCUGCAGGGAGACCCUGCAGCUGCACUGCUGGAGGUCCUGGACCCAGAGCAGAACCACAGCUUCACAGAUCAUUACCUCAACGUGGCCUUUGACCUCUCCCAAGUGCUCUUCAUUGCCACUGCGAACACCACUGCAACCAUCCCCCCGGCGCUGCUGGACAGGAUGGAGGUGCUGCAGGUUCCAGGAUACACGCAGGAGGAGAAGGUGGAGAUAGCUCACCGUCACUUGAUCCCAAACCAGCUGGAGCAGCAUGGACUAACACCUCAACAACUGCACAUACCUCAGGAGACCACACAGGAUAUCAUCAGCAGGUACACCCGGGAGGCUGGUGUUCGCUCCCUGGAGAGGAAAAUCGGAGCGAUCUGCCGAGCUGUGGCUGUAAAAGUCGCAGAAGGCCACAGAAUCCCAAAGAUGGAGCCUUUGACUCCUGAGAAGUCUUCACAGCAAGGAGACAUUCAGGCAUCACCGCCAGAGAUGCCCAUAGUCAUCGAUCAGGUCGCCCUAAAAGACAUCCUGGGACCCCCUGUGUUUGAAAUGGAGGUCUCGGAGCGACUCACCCUUCCAGGCGUUGCGAUCGGCUUGGCCUGGACGCCACUCGGUGGGGAGAUCAUGUUUGUUGAGGCCAGUCGCACAGAGGGAGAGGGUCAGUUGACUCUGACAGGUCAACUGGGGGAUGUUAUGAAAGAAUCAGCACAUUUAGCCAUCAGCUGGCUCAGAGCAAAUGCUAAAACCUAUCAGCUGACCAACAUGGUGGGGGGUCCAAAUCCUUCAGAAGGGACAGACAUCCAUCUCCACUUCCCAGCUGGAGCCGUCACCAAGGACGGCCCCUCUGCUGGUGUUACCAUAGUAACCUGCCUGGCUUCGCUGUUUAGCGGACGAUUGGUCCGAUCAGAUGUUGCCAUGACGGGAGAGAUCACGCUGAGAGGGCUGGUGUUGCCGGUGGGCGGGAUCAAGGACAAGGUCCUGGCAGCCCACAGGGCUGGUGUAAAGCGUGUCAUCCUCCCAAAACGCAAUGAGAAGGACCUGGAGGAGCUUCCAGCCAACGUCCGGGCUAACCUCGACUUCGUCGCCGCCUCUAACCUGGACGAGGUGCUGAACGCUUCCUUUGACGGAGGGUUUCCAGGGACAACCAGCACACUCGCACAUCCUCAGCUCAGCAGCAAACUGUAACACACUGAUAAUUACAAACAAGUCCAGAGAUUUCCUUGGUCAUAAAAAAGCAUCGUCCUUUAGGUUAGGGCCCUCCUGAUGAGCAGAAACAUUUAAUAAUAAGUCCUGAUACUGAUCAUAACACUUUUAUGGUUGAUGAUUUGAAUUAAAUCGGCUUUAAUAGAGCUGUCGUUACAUCUCCUUUAGCUACACUGUUAGCAUUGCUAAAAGCAGCCAUGAUGCCAUAUUGAUUUAGAUUAAUUCUUUUGUUUUUUUUUUUGUACUUUUGUCCAUACAAACAGGUAAAAAGUGC
This is a messenger RNA of Melanotaenia boesemani (Boeseman's rainbowfish), 2911 nucleotides long. It is a transcript of the gene lonp2, whose product is annotated as lon peptidase 2, peroxisomal. The transcript is spliced from 17 exons. Gene Ontology annotation, molecular function: ATP binding; serine-type endopeptidase activity; ATP hydrolysis activity. The record is from RefSeq and is a predicted model, not a curated record. Gene Ontology annotation, cellular component: peroxisomal matrix. Gene Ontology annotation, biological process: protein catabolic process; protein targeting to peroxisome; protein processing. The coding region runs from base 88 to 2619 and encodes 843 amino acids. Lineage: Eukaryota; Metazoa; Chordata; Actinopteri; Atheriniformes; Melanotaeniidae.